This is a messenger RNA of Limanda limanda (common dab), 3492 nucleotides long. It is a transcript of the gene phc3b, whose product is annotated as nascent polypeptide-associated complex subunit alpha, muscle-specific form. The transcript is spliced from 12 exons. The record is from RefSeq and is a predicted model, not a curated record. Lineage: Eukaryota; Metazoa; Chordata; Actinopteri; Pleuronectiformes; Pleuronectidae. Gene Ontology annotation, cellular component: PRC1 complex; nucleus. The coding region runs from base 112 to 3489 and encodes 1125 amino acids. Gene Ontology annotation, molecular function: zinc ion binding; protein binding.
CGAGGAAGUGGAGCUCCACGCGCACACGCCCAUCUCAGCUCCUCUUCAUCAGCCUUCAUCACGAGCACGCGCCCCGGGGGGAACCUGCAGGACGACUCAGAGUGUUGAAGCAUGGACCGGGAGCUGCCUCGAUCGCCCCAGUCUAACCACGGAGGCUCCACCAAUGGAAGCGGCCCUCCGGCCUCCGGCGCCACCACGGUCGACUCCUCCUCCUCCUCCUCCCCCCCCACUCCCACCCCCCCUCGGCUCACACCCAACCCCCUGCUCCUCGACCCCCCAGCGCCCACGCUGACCCCCACCACCUCCUCCCCUCCUCCCCCCCUCACCCCUGCUCCCUCCCUCUCUGGGAGCCAUGGCCCCAAGAUGGCGGCGGCGGCGUCUCCUCACAUCCUGGUCCCGGCCCCCCCGAGACUCAGCUCCACCGUGACCCCCCCCCUCCGCACGUACUCUCGCCCCAUCCUUCCCUCCCCGACGACGGGGGUCUCCAAGUCACUUCCUGCUGCUCAAACCUCCUCUUCCUCCUCUUCCUCCUCUUCCUCCUCUCUCCUCCCUCCGUCCACUCCUUCCUCCUCUCACGCCCCCCCUCUCCUCCCCUCCUCCUCCUCCUCCUCCAGCGCCAUGGCAACAAAGACCUCCACCAGCCUGACCAACGGGAACAUGAGGCACGGAUCCACGCCGACCUCCACGCCAAUCACGCCAUUCCACACACCAGCCAGUCCCCCUGGCCGACAGGUGUCUCAGGCUCAUCCUGUGGUGUCACCUGGUCUUGUGCGAGCCAAUCAGAUGCCCUCCCCUGUCAGGCCGAGGGUCUCCCAGCAGACACUGCUCCUGGGGAAAGGUCUCAGAGGGUCCGGCCAAGACCAGGUGCUGCUUAGAGCUCAGAUGCUGAUUCUCACGUCGGCCAUGCGACCCGCCCCCCCCUCCUCCUCCUCUUCCUCCUGCUCUUCCUCCCCCUCCUCUAGCCCGGCCUCUGCUCAGCUCCAGAGUCUCACCCUGAGGCCUCCUCACCCCCGGGCCCUCACCAUCCCCCCGUCGCUCCGUCUCAAGCCCCCCUCCUCGGCUCCGCCCCCCCUCUCUCGCCCUCACGCGCCGCUCUUCCCGCCUCUCAGGCCACGCCCACAGCCCAGCACCACGGCAACGGGGAGCCCGACCACGCCCUGCCGCCACCUCUCGGUCCCGCCUCCAACUCUCUACUCUCCCGUCCGAGCCGUCCCUCUGAGGCCACGCCUUCACUCUCCGAACGGUCACCGAGCGCCGGCGCCCCGGCACGCCUCCAUCCUCAAGCCAAUCGCUGCUGCUCCCUCCGGUCAGGCCCCUCCCACCAUCGGCAGGCCGCUGUGCAGACUGAAGAGCUGUCCGUCAACUGUGCUCGCUCCCGGCCAAUCACAGCACAGCUCGCUGUCCAUGACCAAUCCUUCUUCCCACUUCGAGCACUCGCCGUCUGCGGCGCGGCAGCUGCAGAUCAUCGCGCUCUCCUCCGGACGCCAGCCUCAGCCCGGAGUGUACGCCCACGCGGCGGUGCAGGCUCCUCCUCCGUUCGCUGAGCCGCUGGAGCGUUCGGGCCAAUCGCGGCUUCCUCCUCCUCUCAACCCCUCGUUGCCAAACACAACCUCCCCUCUGCCCUCGCCGCCGUCUCUCCUGAGUCCCGCCUCCCCGCCGAGUCAAGCUGCAGCUCAGUCACAAGCUGUGGUCCAGAGAGGAGAGACGAAGGAGGGGGAGGAGCAGAGAGAGAGAGGGCGGGGGGGGCGCCCAAUCAGAGACGAGGGGACGGUCGACCUGAGGCUGGAGAGAGACGACCAAAGAGAGAGAGCGAAGGAGGAGAAAGCCCGGCUCCCAACCCAGAAGGAGAUCAGUCAGAAAGAGCAGGAAGCUGCGCUGGGCAGACAGGAAGUGGAAAUGGAAGUGACGGAGGAAGGUCAGGGUGACGAAGAGGAGAAGAUGGAGGAGGAAGCAGAGAGCGCCACGGACCGGUCUGAGCAGCUCAUCACCAGUCAGCUCCGCCCUCAGCACCAGAGCCCGGACCCCAUCCCGACGCCUGAUGCUGUUACAGACUCCAGCGUGGAACUCAAACCCCGCCUGGGUCUUAUCCUGGCCCCGCCCCCGGUCCAGGCUUCAGCCCCGCCCCCGGUCCAGGCUUCAGCCCCGCCCCCGGUCCAGGCUUCAGUCCCGCCCCCUGUCCCAGUCCCGCCUCCUGUCCCUGAGGCGUCCGUCCAAAGGCUGCAGGAGUCUCACCGAGAGGCCGUCAGUCAGGAGGACUUCUGUGAGGACAUGUCCACGCAGUCCGACAACCAGUCAGCUCUGUCCAGCCUCUCCUCCCAGUCCCCCCCCUCCUCACCCUUCAUCCCCCCCUCCGCAGAGCACCCCCCCCUCCUCCUCCCCACUCACCCCCCCCACACGGCCGACCUGGGACCCUCGCGGCAGGAGCCACAAAAGGUCGAGGAGACGGUCGAGGAGUCGCAGCCUCUCGGCCAAUCAGAGGAGGAGUCAGAGAGCAGCCCCUGGGAGCAGAGGGCGUGGCCUGAGGGACGACUGGUUCUGACUCACCUGGUGGAGGGGUUCGUCAUCCAGGAGGGGCUCCAACCGUUUCCUGUGAACCGUUCCUCGCUGCUGGUUCCUGAGCCGGUGACGACGCCACAGGAAGUGAACGGGACCAAUGGCAGAGCAGCGUUGCCUGUGACGGACACGCCCACACAGGCCGAGCCCUCCACCGACUCAGAGGAGGAAGACGCCGGCGACACGGACGACCCCGAGACGACGUCGGCUCCCAGGGACCGAACGGUGCUUCACUGCCAGUUCUGUGGGAAAAGAGGCCACGCCCACAACUUCAUGCGGUCCAAGCGCUUCUGCUCCACUUCCUGUGCUCGCGGGUUCAACGUGCGUCUGACCAAACGCCUUCGGGCUCUGAGCGCCGGCAGCCGGGCCGAGCGACCGCGGCCGGCGCUGAACCGAGCCGAGUCGGUGCCGGGGAAACCUCUGCUGCUGCGGCUGUUCUCCCACGACUCCGUCCAGCCGCGGGAUCUGUGGAGCGCUGGACGCCGUGAGAAGGAGGGAAGGGAGAGGCCGGCGGCGGAGGAGGAAGAGGAGGAGGAGGAAGAGGAUCAGGACAUGGAGGAGGACAUGGAGGGAGGAGGAGAGGAGGAAGGGGAAGAUGGAGGAGAGCAGGAUCCUGCCGUUGCCAUGACAGCGAGGAUGGAGCGGCGGGCGGCUCGGAGGGCGAGGAGGGCGUCGGCUCCUGCCACGACCACGACCACCUCCACACCCACGACCACCUUCAAGCCCGCCCCCUCUCAGUGGAGCGUGGAGGACGUGACUGCCUUCAUACACACGCUGCCAGGCUGCAGUGACGUGGCCGAGGCGUUCCGGCUGCAGGAGAUCGACGGCCAGGCUCUGCUGCUGCUGACCGAGGAUCACCUGAUGACCAGCAUGAACAUCAAGCUGGGACCGGCUCUGAAGAUCUGUGCUCACAUCAACGCGCUGAAGAACCAAUGAGGA